AUGAUCAAAUUGUUCAAGCGGAGCACCUCCACUGACACGUGUCAACAUCACCACCACUUUCACCACCCUGUAUUGGGCCUCAGCCUCGCCACCACGGACAUCCACAGGACCCCCAAUGUUCUCGAGUCCGCCAUGCUCAGGCCCAACAACGCUCAUCCGCUCAACAACACACUCGUUGGAUCCCACGGCCACGUCGUUUGCGCAGUCCGCGGAUUGGCCUCCUGCACCGAGAGCCUAGGGUUCGAAAGCUCCGAUGAGAUCCACACCAACGCUAAUUCUCACGACGACGAUGUGCUUGAUGGCGACGAGAUUUGCCGGAGGAGGACGAUGAAGGAGGAGGGGCGAGGGAGGGUAAGGUCGUUUCCCCCGCCGCUGUCCUCGCUCAACCGGAACGGUAAACCGAUUUUUUAUCUCCGGCCGGUGAGGAAAGACGGGAGGCUGGAGUUGACAGAAGUGAGAAUAGAGCGACCGGAGAUUCUGCAUGCGUCGCGGCAUAACGGACGGUUGACAUUGCGUCUGCUGUCAGAUCUUGAGGAGGAGGAAGAGGAAGAAGAAGAGGAAGAGGAAGAAGAAGAGGAAGAACAACAAAAAGAACAACAAAAAGAAGAAAAAGAAGAAGAAAAAGAAGAAGAGAAGGUUGGGGAGUGGAGGUUCCGUGGUGUGGGAGGGAGUGAAGGGUUAAGGAGGUGUCACGAAAUGGUGAACCAUCAUCACCAUCACCAUGUUCAUGUGGGAAUCAGCAUUGUGUGA
Messenger RNA from Sphenostylis stenocarpa, 750 nucleotides. The record is from the annotation of a GenBank genome assembly. Lineage: Eukaryota; Viridiplantae; Streptophyta; Magnoliopsida; Fabales; Fabaceae.